Messenger RNA from Anguilla rostrata (American eel), 15964 nucleotides. RefSeq names its product ligand dependent nuclear receptor corepressor (gene lcor). The transcript has 7 exons. Gene Ontology annotation, cellular component: nucleus. Gene Ontology annotation, biological process: regulation of transcription by RNA polymerase II. Gene Ontology annotation, molecular function: DNA binding. The record is from RefSeq and is a predicted model, not a curated record. The coding region runs from base 36 to 1850 and encodes 604 amino acids. Lineage: Eukaryota; Metazoa; Chordata; Actinopteri; Anguilliformes; Anguillidae.
AGAACGUGUGCGCCUGCGGGAGGGGCCGAUAGAAAAUGGCGAGUCUGUGCAAAAGGCAGCAAUGCACGAUCGAGAGGCGCGGCUUUCGGCAGGAACUUGACUCGUGGCGGCAUAAACUAAUUCACUGUGUAGGGUUUGAAAGCAUUUUGGAAGGGCUGUUUGGGCCAGGACUUGUAAAAGAUCUUACCCUAUUUCAAGAUUGCGAGCCCGAAAGUGUGUCAGAUUGGUCGUUUGAUGAAAAUUGUCUUUUCUGCUGCUUAAGAAGAGAGAAAGUGAAGGAACACUUGGUUGGCUUAAACAACCAGGUCUUGUUAGCUGAGGAGGACAGCUGCAAACAGGAACAGUCCAAAAUUAACCGUCUGGAGAAACAAGCAGAAGAGUUCCUCAAUGCUGUCUUCUACAGAAAAGCAGAUAUCCCUGGCUUCUCAGACCCCCAUAUUCCUCUAGUGGCUCGCGAGAUAAUGCAGCGAAUGAUCCGGCAGUUCGCUGCGGAAUAUACCUCAAAAACCAGCUCAUCUCAGGACUCCCUCCAGCCCAACGGGACCACCAAGGACCAAAGCCUGCCGAAAGCGCCCUCGCUCGCCCUCGCCCUCACCCCCGCCCCCGGCAACACCCCCCCGGCCUCCGCCGCCAUCACCACUGCUGUCACUGCUGCUGCCGCCUCUGCCCAGAAUCCCGUCCUCAGCAAGCUUCUCAUGGCUGACCAGGACUCUCCUCUGGACCUCACCGUCAAGAAGGCCGAAAUCGAACCCAGCGACCAAGAUGGAGUCCUCGAUCUUUCAACCAAGAAGAAUCACAAUGUGGGCAGUGUCUCAGUAAAGAACUCUCAUGGUUACUCUGUGGCGCCAAGGGUCAAAGGGCGUCCCGUGAGAGCUGACCACAUCUUUCGGGAUGGAGAUGGAGAGGACGGGCUGCCCCCGAGAAGCUUACAGGACGGGACGAGGGAGAAUUUCGGAAACUCCACCCCCCUCAAGCCCCCGCUCGCUCGCUCGCUGCUGAUCAAGGAAGAGCUGCUCGCCCAGAAACAGCGCCUGCUCCGUCCGCCCGGCCCCCUCACCAGCCUGGACUCGGCGGGCCUGCUCAACCACGGCCAGCGCCCCCUGCUGUCCCGGGACGGCUCCUGGAGCAAGUCUCACUUCGACAGCCUUCUGAAGCUCAAAGCUAGCAGCACCCUCAACGACCUGAAGGACCUGCCCUUCUACCUGGAGAACUCGGGCGUGUUCUCCAAGGGUCCCGGCCUGACCAAGUCGCAGGAAGCCAAGAAAGACCACGGGCACUCGCCCCCUGUCGACCUGAAGAUACCGCAGGUGAGGGGCAUGGACUUGUCCUGGGACUCCCACACCUCUGACCUCUACGGGUACGGCUCGCUGGUGGUGGGCCCGCACUCCGAAAACGCCCUGAGCAAGAAGCUGCGGGCCAUCCUCCCCAAGCAGAACAGGCGGGGCGGCCUGGGGGGUAUCCUGGAUGGGUCGGCGGAUUUCUGGGGGUCGGACGUAGAGCAGUCCACCUCCGGGCAGCAGUACCCUACCUCCGACCCGGAGGGGGAUCCCAGCUCGAAACAGCCGAGGAAGAAGAGGGGCCGGUAUCGGCAGUACAACAGCGAGAUCCUCGAGGAGGCCAUCUCCGUGGUGAUGAACGGGAAGAUGAGCGUCUCCAAGGCGCAGAACAUGUACGGGAUCCCCCACAGCACGCUGGAGUACAAGGUGAAGGAGCGUCUGGGAACACUGAAAAACCCUCCAAAGAAGAAGCUGAAGCUGAUGAGGAUGGAAGGGCAGGAGAUGGUGGCCGACUCGGAACCCACACCCAGGGAGGAGGGCUCCCAGGGGGGCAGCGAUUCGAAAGAUGAGUAAAAAGGCUUAAAGAAAAGCAGAACGAAACGAAACAAAAAAAAAAUUAACGGGGGCUUCAGUUGUGCCAAUUUUACUUUGCAGUAUCUGGGUGAGCACAAACGCAGGGAUUUAAGGAGAAAAAUUAAGAACUCUGGAGAGAGUGAAAUAUACUAAUCUGCUCAUUUUACAGUGGUGACUUUGACACUGUAGAAGCAUUUGUUGUUUUUUUAAGGUUGCAAAGCAAAUGCAUUUGAAGCCAUGUGAUUAUGUGAUACCAUACACAAAUUUUUUGUAAAGGAAGCUGAUUAACCCACCCCACCACCCCUUUUCUGAACUUGAUGCCCCCUACUGACCAGGGCUAGCCUGUUUCAUAGGGGCAACAGAGGGCAAAAAUAAAAAUUUGUGGACUGCAUGGGGGAAGAGAGGGGGGGUUAACCCUUGAACAAAUUGUUUAUGAAGUGCCCCUUGCUAAAACUCCCCCUCUAACAGGAAAAAGCAUAGAUAAGAUUAAAAAAUGAAAUUGGUAAAAAGAAAAAUCAGUUCGAAGGAUACUAGUUUAGUACUAUUAAAGAUAAUAUCACCAGGGAUCCUCAACCCAGAUCUAAAACAUUAUUAUUAUUAUUAUUGUUAUUAUUAUUAUUAUUAUUAUUUCAAUGUCAGUUAGACAAUGGAUUUUUGGUUCAUGAGAAUUUCUAUAAAACAUCACUUAAAAAAAUAUUAUGCUUCAUGCUAACCUUCGGACGACAAACGUACACAGCCUAUUGACAUAACAAAAAAAAAUCAUUCAGGGAUGCAUGUUUUGUGAGACUUUUCUUAAUUUCCGAGUUAGUUUGCUUUGGUUUGCACUACGUGUUUGGUCGUGUGCUCUGUGAGGCUUGCCGAACCCUUUUCGGGGACGACAGCUCCUGGUAGACCUGAUUACCUCUUAACUGCUGUCUCAGCAAUCUGCACUUAAGGUCUGCUAGAUACUUUCUGUUCCUCCGUUUCCUGGUGAGCACUUUUCAUUUCAGAUGCAUUUAUGUAGUUUCUUUUGUUUGUGGGGAGGGGACGUGCUAACUUGAAUCAUGCUAAGAAAACACACACACACACGCACGGCCAUUUUAAAUUGAGGUUUUAGCAAGCGAGGCUGCGUACGUCCAUUGAUGAUUUAAAAAAAAUUAUUUCCCGCUGCAACAUCUUACUGUUGAAGUACAUUUUAUUUGGGCUGGGGGGCAGGACAGGAGAAGAAUUAAAAUGGGGGUGGUGGGGUAAAUUUAAUAUAUUAUAAAUUAUUCUACUGACUUAAAGCCAAUCUUAAUUUUGGGUUAUUUUCGUUUUCAACUCAGGGUCACUGAGAACUAUUAAUCUGUUUUAACAUUCUUUUUUUUGUUCCUGAAGUGCAGUUUUCAAAUUAUUAUAAUUUUUUGCUCGUUCUUUUUUGGAACUGAUUCAUUUUGGGGUUGGGUUUGGGGAUUGGGUGUUAAAUCACAGCCAUGGUCAAUGGACUUAAGUGUGGAGAAUUAAGAAAAAAUGUUUAAGCUGAUGGGCAGUUGUUGGGGAUGGGGUAAAUAUGUCCAUACAUUUCUGAAAAUAGCACUUUUUAAAAGAGAAGACAUUUGUGCAUGUGUAUGUGUGUGUGUGUGUGUGUACGUUUGUUUGUUUGUUUGUUUGCGUUUAUGUGUGUGUGUGUGUGUGUGUGCACGUGUACGUAUGUGCACAUGUGCGUAAGUGUAUGUGUGUACGUGUGUGUGUGUGUGUGGUGGGAGGAAGGUGACCACAACACAAAAGCUUUAGUGUCUGAAUAUGAUCUGAAAACCUGCAGCUUGGACCCAAACAGAUAAUUUCUUUCAAUUACCUCUUCAAAAUACACUGGCUGACAGCUCGAAUUGUCAGGUUUGGUGUAAUUCCCAUCCCUGCAUCCUAUCUGAUAGGCAGAGGUGGAAAUUCUCUUAUAAAUAAUGAGGGUGGGGGGAUCCUAUUAGGGAAAAAAAAUAUGCUCUUUAAAGUCCUGCUUCAUUUUCCUUUGAUGAAAGCAGACUAGAUGGCAUUAUAUGCUACUUUUUUUACAUUGCUUUUUAGCACUUACUCUGAGUUCCUUUUAAAUAAACUGGCUCCAACACUGCCUGGUGCUCACCCAGUCUGAAGUGACAAAAAAAAGAUUAUUUUAAAUAAAUUGUGUAUCAAGCAUCUCCAUUAUUGCAAACUGUUGAAACACUCCUUGCAAUGUACAUUUUAUUUUACGAAAUGGCAUGCACCAAUUCAGACUUUACAGAGAGUAAAUAUGUUGAAUUUAGUAUUGUGAGUAUGUGGAACACACUGUGUUGUGUUUGCUGGGUCAGCGACAAGGAAUGAUUAGGGUAAUUGUUUUUUUUAUGGAUGUCUUAAAUUAAAUUUCACGCAUUAUACAAAUCUUGCAAGUAUGGCAAAUCUACUGUUAACUGACCAAUUGACAUUCUAUGUUAACCAGUUCAAAAGCAUUGACCUCAAAUCUGUUUUUUGUAGUUUAGCUACAAUGCCUACUUUGUUUGCAGUAAUGUUUCACUUGUGAAUGAGGCCCUUUCAGAUAAUAUUUUGCUCAGAAUCAUGCAUCAAAUGCAUAAAAAACACUGUAUUAAUGCUGAGCAUUUAAAGUGUCUAAUUCGAAUUUAGUUGUUGAUUAAGUAGUAUGUAAAGGUCCCCUUGAAUCUUGAACUGUACUGUUUUAAGGAUUUACUGCAAUUAAUGUUUAAAUAUUAUUGUGUUAUUAUUUGAAAGCACUUGAGUGGGGGAGGGGGAUGAUUUUGUUAUGCACAUAACCUCUGAUUUGCGGUUUAAAUAGCUCAUAAUUUUGCUCAGCAGAAACACUGUUUUAGAUGCAGUGCUAAAAAUAUCUAAAAAAAAACAAAACAUUCUGCUUUUUUGACUUGGGUAGUAUGCUUUCAUGAACACACAUGCGCAGACUCCUGUAUGUCUCUGUGCAUAAUAUUUUGUUUAUAAAAUGAAGUGGUCAAAUGGAUGAUUUUCCCCAUACGGUUGAAUGCACUUGCUAAAUGUCAUACUGAAGUGCAGGAUUAAAUUCAGUGCACUUGCUUCUAAGCCCUGGAGAGCAAGACCAGACCAGCUGUUUUAUUGCCCUCUAACCAUUCUCAUGACAACUUUUAUGAAAAGUUUACUUCGAAAUUAGGUGUAUGUUUCUCCCUUGGUCUUUCAAAUAAGAAUCGGAGAAUUAAAUAACAUAGUUAUACCUGUUUCCUCUCAGGAAGUCUCAUCUGCAAUUCCACAUCCUUUCAAUUAAGCAUUUCUGGCAGUUCUGCCUUUCGUCGUUACUGUUUAGAAGCAGAGCGGUGGGAUAGCGGUAAUGCCUUGAGCGGCAGACGGACGUGGUUGAUUGAUUGAACAAGCAGCUGGUCUUCCAGGUCUCAAGAAAAGUGUUGUUUUUGCGAGUGAUCAUUUGGUUGCUCUGCCAGGCCUGAGACAUUGCACCGAUAGUGGUUGGAGCCCUUUUCCUUGUCGUUGUUUCGCAAACACAACCAAAAAAAAGUCCAAAAUACUCAUUUGCAUAGGCUUAAGGAAAUGGUAAACUGAAAACAACAAUUCAUGUACCAGGGUGUAAGCUUUGGCACCUCAACGCAUUUGUAUGUGAUUAUAAUAUCUAUGGUACUGUGGUGUGUGCCAUUUUGUUUUGUUUUUUUUGUUUGUUUGUUAAUGCGUGAUGUUUUGACUGAGUUAACAGAUUCCCCUGUCCACAAAAAUGUCCUUCUCGGUAGAUCUCGUUUAGUUCCAGAAAAUUUCCAUAUUCACGCAAAUGAAUGUAGAGACCAACAUUUUACUAUUUAAACUCUGCAAAAAAAGGACUACUUCUUCCUCUUCUUUUUCUUUUCCUUCAGUGACUUGCUUUAAGUAGACUUUCAGGCAACGUUCACUUGUAGCCUUCAAUGUAUCUCAGGAUAGUUACAGGAGGGCAGCUAUAUUUGUCAGUUAGAGAAUGCAGACUUGACUACCUGUAUGAAAUGAAAACUAUAUAUAACAUUUUUAACUUGGCUUUCUGCGUCCAAGUGUAAUACCUCAGUCUCGGAAAUCACUUCAUUUCCGUGCCUCUUACUUGUAUCCCUCUCAGGAGCGUGUGAAGAAGGGAUAGUUGAUACUCUGGGAAAAGACCAUUCCUUCUCUUGUUUUUGUUCACUUUCCUCUUUCGGGCAGGGGAGGGGGUGUUUCGUACUGUACAUCUGACUGACCAAUAUUUGAACCCUUCUUAUUCAGGUAUGUUCACAAAAAUCAACCUCAUUGAAUUGUGGUACAAACAAAAAAAAAACAGCAAAAAAAAAAAGUUUUUUAUUUAUUUGUUUGUGCCCCUCAAAGCCUUUUCUUCUUAAUUCCACUCUUCUUAAUUAAACUUUUUAAUGCUGGGUCCUGCUUUACUCUGGUGGUUUCCAGAGGCAGGGCACCAGAACGGGAGACCCUCUAGAUGCAGGUUUAACUUAUAUUCAAGCUUCAGGUUUAAGCAACGCUGGGAUAUCUGAUAUGUGAGAUCUGUGAGCAGGUAUUGGGACAGGGGAAAAUGUUCAUUCUCAGCUGUUCAUUCUUUUUAACCUUGUUUUACACUGCAUUCCAAAAAAAAAAUUAUUUUACCUUUAUGAAAAAAAAUGAUAUAUAUAAUAUUUAUUUAAAUUUGUCUUCAGGUAAUUGUAUCUUUUUUCAUUUUUGCCGAUGUCAUGUGAGAUUGUAACUAAAUCAAUGCAGAUGACCUCAAUUUAUAGUAACCAUAUAUGUGCCAUGUUCCCUAAAUGGCACACAGUACCUUUGAGAAAUGUCUAUAUAUAAUAUAAUAUAUACAUAUAUAUUGCCAUGCUCAUAAAAUAUUAAGUGUUUUCAAUAUGCCGCAUAUCCGAUUGACAGUUGAUACCUCAGGUCACACCACUACAGAGCAGCUGAUUGUACAUGUGCUAAUAUGGCAGAUCAGGAUUUUUAUUACAAUUAUAUUUAUGGAUUUGUAGACAUGGUGGGAAUUAUUAUUAUUGUUAUUAUUAUUAUAAUUAUUAUUAUUAUUAUUAUUAUUAUUAUUAUUAGUAUAUCUACUAAACAGAACCCAGGUCUUUUUCACUACUUUAUUAAGUCUAGCACAUCGUCGGGAAAGAACAGCACAUAUGCGCCGUCAGGUUAUCAUUCCACACGCGAUGAUGUGGGUGGAUUACAUAUUAUUACCAAACGCCAAGUCUAGCUCCUUUUUAGAACAGGUAGGCGAGACAGUGGAGAGUUGCAGGCAUGAGCUCUGAUGUCUGUAGGCUGGAAACUCUGGUACACCAUUUACAUACACACACACAGUAAGGAGAAAAACAUUUUUCAAAAAAAAAAAAAGAAAACUAAGGUGACAAUAACCUGUCACCUUUGUCCAUUUCAGUUAAUUUAAUUAGCUGUGUUGGGGAGAACUUGUAAAAGAAAGUGAGGUCUUGCGUGGGUUUCUUUUUUUGCAGGCCUCACACGAUGGAAAGAUUUCUUAUUUUUUUAUCAAGAGUACUUCAGCUUUGCUUCAUGUUUCAUGGUUCACACUCCUUGUAAUAAAAAGAUCAUCCACUGUCCAUUGUAAAAGUUUCCAUAAGCAAACUUUGUUGCGAGACCCCUGAAAAUAGGUGAGAAAAAACCUUUGCGGGGCUUUUCUUUUGGGGGUGGGAGGUUGGGGGAGGGGAUGAAACAAGGAUAUGUCAAUUUAUGACAUCUGGCGAAAGUUAAAGGCAAGGCACACUAUAAAACUGCUGGGAAGAAAUCAAAGCUGCUGGAAUUCAAAGCUUACUCCAAAAUUUUAGAGCCGAGUAGCAGAACUGAAUACAAGCCCACAUUUCAGACAUGAUCAAGUUCUCCCUCGGAUGAAACACCUGUAUACAAUACAGUCAGUGACAACACAGUUGUGAAACCCAAGUAUAUGCUUGUUCAGUUGAGGAUUUUCCAUAAGUCAUAUCACAUGCAGAAUCUCUCAGAUCAUGGGGGCUGGAGUACCGUCCAAAAUCUUUGACUUAAAAGCUAAUUAAUUCAUGAAAUGUUCAGUCCGUUAAUGCCAGUGGCUGAUUUAAGAACUAUGCAUUGGGAUUUUGCCAUUGCUUGGGGUGGGCAUGUGAUGCAAAUUGAAGCUGCUGUCACACUAACAGUAAGAUCUACACUGCAGCACAAUGAAGGCUGCUGUGUGUAAUGCUGCUGGUUCCCCCUUUAGACUAAAGAGCUUUUGUCUCAAUCCAGGUGUAAUGUCCUUUGGCAAGUAAACAAGUAGUUCAUGUUCUUUACUAGCCAAACCGAAUCCUUAGCCUAUAUCCUUAGAGGACUACGCAUAUUGUUUUCUUAUGAUGAGAAAAUGAUCAAGCUGUGUAGUGCCAUUACUUUAGUCAGAAGUGCAUGUUCCUUUCCCCACAGUUAUUCAGAAUUUAAGAUGAUUGUGAGCCAUUCAGAAGUUUUAGAUUUAGUGCAGGAGUCACUUUUCAGAGAUAUUCAAGAUCACCUAGGGAAGCAUUAUGAUAAAUUAUGUUUCAUCAAAAGCAGAAGGAGCAGGAGUCGAUCACUGACUGUAUAUGAACAAGGUCAUUCUUUGAUGUAGAAGAAAAAAUAAUCCUUAAUGCAAUUCUAAAUAAAUGAAACCGUGAAAAUUGACCCCGCCACUCUCAUAUUUACCACAUUAUUUUGCCAAUUGUAUAACCAGUGAAGGCACCAGAACAACAUCUAUAAUUAUUUUAUAUUUUUUGCUUAACAAAAAUCCUCUAGUUUAUAAUGCAGACUUAGAGCCCUGAACUAAAACCACCUCAGAUUCAAUUAAAACUCAAAGCUUAUGAACGAACUGUAUAUAAAAGUCAUUGACGUCCUUAAAAAUUCUAGUGUUAUUGGCUAUCAAAGGGCUGCUCUUGAAUGUUGCCAAGACAAUCGUGCAGCAAUGUUCGCAGGUGAAGGUGUGCCUCUCCUUUAAGAGCAUGGUUUUAUCUUUUUGAGCAAAUGAAGGAUUUUCUAAGCUGUGUUUUUUAAAAGCAUUAUUUUGUAGCAGUUGUCUUUCCCCCAGUCUUGCUUGCAGGUGGCUAUGACAAUUGAACAUGCAUUGCUUGUUUGUGUAGAAAUCUAGCUUUUUAAUGUGAUUGAGUUGGUAUUUGUAUGGCUGUUUAAUUGGUGGACAUAUUUUGCCUCUUUUUUUUGACGUACAGUUCCAAUGCAUAAAAUCAAAAGAAUCCAUAAUGAUGGUGAAAGUCAGGUGGUUUUCGAACACUGCCUGGGGCAAACAAAUCCUUUCAACGAUUGUCACUUGAAUUUUCUUUUCUUUUAAAGUACUCUUAUUAUGGCCCAAAUAAUUGUCAUUUAUGUGAAUUUUUUUUCAUGAAACAUUGUGACAUUGUUAUGUUUGAAAAUUCCAUUUUGAAUUCCAAAAGACUGUAAAAUAAUGAUCUUUUGUGGGGUGGAAAAAAAAAACAAAACAUCAGCCUGCCCAUUUUGUUGUUAUGAGAUGGUGAGGGGGGAUGUAUGUUAUAAAAGAUUGGAAAGGGGUGGGGGUAGUCCUCUGUCAUGGUGUGGUAAAGUUUGUUGUUUGAAUUUGAUUAUAAAAGAAUGGACUUUUGGAGACUGUAUGUAGCACUUGAAAUGUACAGGAUAAGGAGAUUUCUCACUGGAAUCCACUUUGGAUUUACUAGUCAUUUUCUUCGCUAGGGAAAGUGGUUUAACAGGCAUUUUUUUGGCACCCUGAACACUAUUACUGUGUUUCUAUGUGCGAUCUGUGAUUUUGCAAGGUCAGCAUUUUCUUUUUCCCUUUCUAAAGUUUUUCCUCAUCAGAAUUUCGUAAAAUUGGGCAGCAGAUUUCUCAACUUAUCUUCAUAAUGUGAGUAAAUUCCCAUUCCCAUUUUCAUUUUUUUUGCGAGAAAAAAGAACUGUUAUUUGGGCAGAACUGACAUUUUAUCAUCUGUGUUGCAAUGAACUGAGCUUUCAGGCAUUUUUAAAGGAGAGGUGAAUGCAGAUUUUCUGUUGUGAAACUGAUAUUCAUCAUGUGAUGUGCAUUAAUGUGAUUUGUUUUACAGCAAAUGUCUCACAAUUUAAAAUAAGGUGGGCCUAAUUUCAGGAACUAAAUCUCUAUCCCACUGCAAUAUUGAAGAGCCUACUUCUGCAAACUUAAGGUUGGGCAGUUUGUGAAUAUUUUAAGGUCCUAUUGAAAAUUUCAUGAACUCUCACAAAAGCUGCUUAAUAUUUUAAAGGUUGAGCUGUUAAUUUUGUAUGAUGUUUCAGAUUUGAGUGUUGGUGGUUGUUGCCUGAAGACAUGGCUUGUUCAAAAACAUUUUUGGGCUUUGAUUGAAGUCUUCAUCUUUUGUCUAGUCACACGGAACCUGAGGGGAUUCCUGUUUUUGCUAGGUUUCUCCCACUCUGUUUCUUAAGUUUUAUUUCUUCGAUCACCACAUGCCUGCCUUUUUUGGUUAUCUACUCAAGUCAAGAUACACAUACAUAUUUUUUGUGUAUGUAUAGGUUCUUUGUGAAAUUGUAGGCCGACUCUGUAUUCAGAAGCACGCUAUGGGGUUAGGAGAUAAAUCUGUGAAUCCGUUCUCUCCACUGUGUCUUGCAGUGAAAAGAAUGAGAGAAAGAGUAACCACAUAUGAAUGUUUCUGUAGGCUCUAAGUACAGUCAAGUUAUGCUGUGUAAAUACAUUUUAGUUGCCAUCUUGUCCAGAGCACUGAGCAAUUACAAAAACCCAAGCUAAUUAAAACAGUACUGUAGUGCAUCCUUUUCACACACUUCUUUAGUUAUGCAAACUGUAUGGGUUUUAAAAAUGUUCUUUUCUGGUCCAUUUCCAUGACAAAUACAUAUUGUUGUGUGCAAACCGUGUCUUUUGGAUCGCAAGAACAAAACAACCAUCCAAAAAAUGUUUCAGACCAAUACAACUGAGUUAGUGGCAAUUUGUCUAUUAUAUGAUUUAUGGUUGCUUUUCUAGGGUUUCAAAAUGGAUCAUCUCAAUGUCAGAAUGACAGGUUCUGACACUGAGACACACACACAGGUUGCAUAUAAUUAAGCCAAGUACCCUUUUUUGUGAUUUAACAACAGCUAGGAUUGUAAAGUGCAGACUGUUUUAAUUGCAACCAUCACUGGGGUCUAUAUGUCACCACCAGGAGAGCAUCCUGGCUUCAUUCAGUUAUCUGUGUGCCAGUGGAAACAGUGGGUGCUUAUGGUAGAUGCCAAUGAGUAAGUAAUUAUUGAGAACUUUAACAACACAGUAUACCUCAGAAAAUCCAUGAAAAUCUUGACAGCCUCCAUCUGCUGUACAAAUACCGGGCAUAUGCAGUGCAGUCCAUAAAUAUCAGGACAGCAACACAAUUUUUGUCGUUUUGCCUCUGUACUCCACCACAUUGGAUGUGAAAUGGGUUAAAGGGCAGACUGUCAGCUUUAAUAUGAGGGUUUUACAGCACUUUUUAAUUCAUAGUUCAAAAGUAAUUUGACAAUUGGCUGCUCAGCUGUUUCUUGGCCAGCUGUGUGUCUUUGUGUCAUUAGUCCGUGCACAAUAAAGCUAGCAAACGGUCUAGUGUUUGUUCUAGGUGUGGCAUUUGCAUUUGGAGUCUGUUGCUGUUGUCUCCCAAAAUGAGGUCCAAAUAAGUGUCAGUGACCGUAAAGCAGACCAUCAUAAUCUGACAAAUCACAAGAUAGACAUGGCCAAAAGACUGGGCGUGUCAAAGUCAACUGUUGGGCAUUGGUGAGCUCAAAUGGACCUGGUAGACCACAGAAGACCACUUUAGUCGAUGAUCGAAGAAUACUUUCAGUUGUGAAGAAAAAUCCCUUUUCAACUGUCGAACAGUUCAAGAACACUAUCCAGGUUGUAGCCAUGGAUAUGGUAUUAAAGACCACCAUGAAAAGACUAUGCCUUCAUGACCUCAGAGCCUUCAUCACACAUUGCAAACCAUUGGUAAUGAAGUCUUAUCGGCAGAUGAGAUGAGUAUUGACCUGCACCAAAGUGAUGAAAGAAGAAAGUGUGAAGAGAGAGAAAGGAACUGCCCAUAAUGCAAAGCACCGCCCUCAUCUUUGCCUGAAUUCUGUUGAAUUUUGAAGUGUACAUCUGCUCUGAUCCAACCAAAUGCCUCAAAACUCAUUGGCCUGCACUUCAAGUUGCAGCAGCACAGUGACCCCAAACAUACUACUAAAGCAACCAAGGCGUUUUUCCAGGCCAGAAAGUGGAAUGUUCUUGACUGUCCAAGUGAAUCACCAACUGAGCAUGCGUUUCACUUGCUGAAGACAAGACUAAAGAGCAAACGCCCCAGAAAACAAACAGGAGCUGGCUGCAGUUCAGGCAGAGCAUCGCUAGGGAAUAUACCCAGCAUCUGGUGAUGUCUGUGGUUCACAGACUUUAAGCACCGAUGCAAAGGAUUUGCAACCAAGUACGAAAUAUGACGUCUGUAUUGGAGAUUUAGUUAACUUUCUGGUUAUGUCCAGACAUGCUUUUGCUACCCUGAAAUGGGGGGGACUUUGUUUAAAAAGAGCUGUAAGUACCUUAAUGUUAAGGCUGACAGUCUGCAGGUUAACCUCGUGUUGAUUGUUUUAUUUCAAAUCCAAUGUGCCGGUGUACAGUGCCAAAACGGCAUAAAUCGUGUCACUGUCCGAAUACUUACGGAUUGCUCUGUAUAUGUAUGUUUAUGUUGUUCUUCACUCUUUGUUUUUUUCUUUCUUUCGUUCCUCCUUUCUUUCAUUCAUUCAUUUGUUCUUUCUUUCUUAAUGCCAAGCACAACACGUAGCAUGUAGUUUCAGCCAGAUUGCUUUUCAGAAUUCUUUUUCAUUAUUAUGUUCUUGAAUCAUGUAUGAAAAGUCUGACAUUGCCAUUGUUUCUUCCUGCUUGAGACAUUACCAUAGAGAUGCAGUAACCUAUAAGGGUGAUACACAUUGCAAUAUCAGACUUGCUGUUGAGAAUGGGAAUAAGAAACAUGUGGUUUGCUAUUCUGAUUGAUUUUCUGUUUGGCUCUGUAGCUGGAAUACCUUGUGAUAUUGUUUUCUGUAGAUGGUUAGAGAGCAAAACUCAAGAUGACUAAUGAUAUAAAAAUAAACCCAGUAGGUUGAUCUAGCAUUCAAACUAUUUGAUUACUUUGGAAUUCUUGUCAGGAGGUAUCUUAACUGUUGUAAUGAUAAGAUUAUAACAUCCUGACUAGUCAACUCAUCAGACUAAAAUUUUUAUUUAUUUUCCCUUUGUCCGAUGGGGCGGUCUUCAGAAGUGUUAUUUGUUUGUAACCUUAGAUAUUCCUUCGUUUUUUCCUACUUUUAGAAACUAUUAAAGUUUAUUAUUAUUAUCAGUGAAUGUAAAACACUACUGUAAAAAAACAACUGAACAUCAAUUAACCUCUUACAGUGUGUAACUAUACAUUAAAAUAGUAAUACAUGAAAAAUAUAGUUGACACACACAUACAUAUAUGUAUAUAUACACAUAUACAUACACACAUACAUUGUAUAUACUUCUCUAUAUUGAUAUAUAUACAUCUAUCCAGUGCAAGGAUACAACUCAAUAUUUACUUCAGGGAACAAUAGUAAAAAGAACAGUUAUUACAAUAUAUUAGAUAUUUCCCUUUUUUUCUAGCCAUGUGUCUUGCUCACCCAAACCCCCCCCACCCCACUCCCACCCCACCUUGAAUUUUUAAUUAAUAGUGGUGGGAUAGAAGUUGGAGCGAUAUGAAUUUAAAAUGAAGAAAGUUAGCUUAGGUAAAGCCUACCAGGCCGCAGAGAGGGUUGGUUAUUAAAUGCUGUACAGACAGUUUAUUUAUGAAAAGAAAUUAAAGUUUUUCAAGUGGAUGUGUAUAGUAAUUAAAUGUUGACACUACCAUUCCAUGUCUGCUUUUUUCAGGCAGGAUGUAAUUAACACUCCUAAGAACUUUGAUGUCUGCUUGCUGAUCGGUAAUAUUUUAACAUUUGAAAUGUAUGACAUAAUGAAGUUACUGCAUUCAUCAAUUAUAAAAAUUAAUAUAUUUUCUUUUUAUAUUUAUUGGAAAGAAGAGGACACUUUUAGUAUAUAUUUUUUGCAUGCUUACCAGUGUGUGGGGUUUCAAUAGUGUACAUACCUUGCAUUGGACCGUGGAGAAACUUUGGCAAGGCUUUAGCAGCCACAUUGAAAUGACAGGAAAUUAUGCAAAACAAAGUCCCUUCACUUUGACUUUAAAUUGACUUCAGAAAUUCUCUGAAUGCCCCAAAAAUGUGUGUCACUGGUACUGCUUGCUGAAUUUUUAACCUUUGUUAAAGCUUUGUUUUUUUUUUUUUGUUGUUGUUAGUUUUCUCCCUGUACAAAAUAUAUAGCUGCGUGUGUGUGCGUGUGUGUGCGCGUGUGCGUGCGUGCAUGUGUGUGGGAAAUCUUUUGUCACUCAUGCUGUCUUUUAUUUAUUCAGACUCAUUCUAAGUCCAUUGUCAGCUCUCAGAUUCCGCAGAUUCUUGUGAAUUUUCUUGUGUAUUCAGAUUACGAGGCUCCAGUCUAUCUCACUGUUUAAAGACAGACAGAAAAAAGGAAACCCUCAGGGACAAUUUACACACUGCUCACACUCAAUUCAGGUACUUUGUCUAGAUUCUGAGGCCUAGCAGUGAAUUUAUUUCUAUUCUUAUUGUUUUUUUUGUUUUUUUUAAGCAAAGCAAAUUGAAAACAAGUACAGUUAUACGAAGCUACAUUUUCUGUUUGUUUUUCUAUUUUUUCCAUCUUUUUUUUCCAAUCAUUUUUUUUUUCUUUCUCUAUGUGUAUAAUGAAUGUCAAUUUAAAACUCAGUUCAGGUAACAAUAUUAGCCAAACUGUGUUUUGAAGCUGCAUUUAAACUACAGCACACUGUGCCUCGGACCCUUAAAUAUAGUGGCAUUCUGUUCUUUUAUGAUGACUCAACAGGUCUUUUGGGUCCUGUUCUCUGGCCAUCUUAUAUAUUAUAUAUGAAAUACAAUUCGUGAAACCGUCUUUGCUCAGUACAUGUAAGUAUUUCAAAUUUAUGAACCAAAUUAAACUUCAGUUUUCAAUGGGACAGAGCUGCACUUGCCUGUCAUGGUUGUUCUUUUACAGGUAAGAUUGCGACCGUAUAGCAAUCUGCCCAGUACUGCUCAUUUAAAAUGGAUACGUCUUGGGGUUUUUAUUUUUGUUUGUUUUUCCAAGGUCUGCUGCCUUGUAUGUUUUUUGUGGAUUGUUUGCUGCUAGUCUAAGUUGACAUGCAUCUGCAGUCUAGCACUGAGGGCCUUGCCACAUUACUUUUUUCUUUUUUUAAACAAAAACUGUUUCGGUCAUAAUCAAAUUUGACUGCUGUUAGUCUCUUCAUAAGAUUCUGAAUUUUAUUUUUAAGGUGGCAGGUUGAUGUUUAUCAUCAUCAUUGUUUUGAUACUCUUAAAAGCAAGAUGUCCUCUUUAAUUGGUUAUACUGCAACGGUGACGAAAGGUAUUCCUUUUUUUGUUGUUGUUCAUGUUGUGGACGUGGCAAUGGGUUGCUCAUGGCAGGAAAAGUGAAAUACUUACAUGGUCACUUAGCUUAGCAGUGACUGAACUGUAUACACAUGCCAUUUUCAGGGUUAGAUUUUCUUUCAAAUAAAUCUUUGUAUCGUGGUUUUGAUAUACCUCAUUCCAUCGGUUUAGACUGGAGAGCUCACAGUGACCCCAGAUCUGAGUAAUUUUAGAUGUUCAGAAAGCAGGCACUCCAAAAAACGUAAUGGACCUCAUUAUACUCAAUAUUUACUGUUUACAGUUUGACAGAAUUGUAUGAUUUGAUAUCUUUCUUGUACUGUAGUUUUAUUUAUGUACAUUUAUUUUGUACUGUGCGAGUUGGACUUUUAUUCUAGGCUAUAAUCAGUGUCAGUGUAGUAGAGCUCCUAAAGGAUCACAAUAAUUGGUUUGAUUGCACUAUUUGUUUUCUGUUUUGAAUGCAAAAUCAGAUUUUACAACUGGACUAAUGAAAGAUAAGCUGUCUCAUAAUGUAUGUGAUUUUUAAAUAAAAUUUGAUUUCUGUGGUCUUUAACAUUUUUUUAAAAUUAAAAUAAAAAAAUUUAUUUUGCAUUGAACGUCAAGCAACGCUGAUUAAUUCAGUCUUUGUGCAUGUGUAAGGUUUUACUGGUUAUGUUGUAUUCUAUUGGAGAAAUGCCAUUUUCGCAAACACAUUUCGGCUGUAAUGUUGUGUAAGGUAGUGUUCACUGGAUGCUAGAAUCUCUUCUUUUUAAAACCACUAUUCUUCUAAUAAAUUUGUUGUGAAAAUAAAA